Molecule: messenger RNA, 447 nt
Organism: Lathyrus sativus (Indian pea)
Lineage: Eukaryota; Viridiplantae; Streptophyta; Magnoliopsida; Fabales; Fabaceae
Source: the annotation of a GenBank genome assembly
AUGGCCACCACCACAGCAGCCCUCUCAGGAACCAUGGCGAGCGCCUCUUUCAUCCGGAGGCAGCCGAUUAACAGAAGCUUAACAGCAUUCCCUAACUCGGGUCAGGCUCUAUUCGGUUUGAAAGCUGAACGUGGAAGUCGUGUCAUUGCCAUGGCCUCUUACAAAAUCAAGCUCAUCACCCCUGAAGGAACUAAAGAAAUUACAUGUGGAGAUUCUGAGUACAUUCUGGACGCAGCAGAGGAAAAUGGCCUUGAUCUCCCGUACUCGUGUAGAGCCGGUGCUUGCUCUUCCUGUGCUGGAAAAGUCACACAAGGGGAAGUGGAUAAUUCAGAUAAUAGCUUCCUUGAUGAUGAUCAGUUAGCAUCUGGGUUUAUUCUCACCUGUGUUGCUUACCCUCGUUCGGACCUUGUUAUCGAGACACACAAGGAGGAAGAACUUGUUUCUUAA